Acanthopagrus latus (yellowfin seabream) is the source of this 1897-nucleotide messenger RNA. RefSeq names its product adrenergic, alpha-2D-, receptor b (gene adra2db). The transcript has a single exon. Gene Ontology annotation, biological process: adenylate cyclase-activating adrenergic receptor signaling pathway; regulation of smooth muscle contraction; regulation of vasoconstriction. The record is from RefSeq and is a predicted model, not a curated record. Gene Ontology annotation, molecular function: alpha2-adrenergic receptor activity. Lineage: Eukaryota; Metazoa; Chordata; Actinopteri; Spariformes; Sparidae. The coding region runs from base 445 to 1719 and encodes 424 amino acids. Gene Ontology annotation, cellular component: membrane.
UCAGAGAUGGGCUGGUCCUCGGAAUGAUGUCACCUCACUCCUCCAUGGGCAUUCAUUCCACCAGCAGCACCGCGCAUCUCUCCAGAGCGAUGCUGUUCUCCAGGACGCAAAAGCAGCUUCUUUACGCACGAGGAUGUGACAGCCGAGGAAUGACUCUGCUCGUGGAGCCUUGGUCUGUGGACUCUCCUCUUCUCGCAGAUAUUUCCGGACCUCUCUGUGCCCUUCGGGAGCUUUCGCAGGGGUUGCAGUUGGAGGAGCUACGUGCGCUGUGUCUGACGCGGGCUGCUCUCUGCUCGGGCUGACCAGGAGCGUAACGCGCAACGCAGCUCCGUGCGUUAGUGGAAGGCUGCUCAGCGCACCCAGUCUGAGCUGCUUUGGAAGAAGAAGAAGAAAAAACGGGUAUGAAGCAACAAACAUGAUACGAGAGGACAAAGUGGAGCCAGGAUGGAUUUAAUCCAGUUUAAUCUGUCGGUGGAAAACGUCUCCAACGAUGAGAACGCCACGGACGCACCGCUUGCCUUCCCACACACGGGAACGGCCACUGCGCUCAUCAUCCUGGUGGUUACUGUGAUCAUUUCGGUGACUAUUGUCGGUAACGUGUUGGUGAUUGUGGCGGUGCUGACCAGCCGGGCUCUCCGUGCGCCCCAGAACCUUUUCUUGGUCUCUCUGGCAUCAGCGGACAUCCUGGUGGCCACGCUGGUCAUCCCCUUCUCCCUCGUCAACGAGGUCAUGGGCUACUGGUACUUCGGGAGCACUUGGUGCGCAUUCUACCUGGCCCUGGACGUGCUGUUCUGCACCUCAUCCAUCGUGCACCUGUGCGCCAUCAGCCUGGACCGCUACUGGUCGGUGACGAAGGCGGUCAGCUACAACCUGAAGCGGACUCCGAAGCGCAUCAAGUCCAUGAUCGCUAUCGUGUGGGUAAUAUCCGCCGUCAUCUCCUUCCCUCCUCUCCUCAUGACCAAACACGAUGAGCGGGAGUGCCUGCUGAACGACGAGACCUGGUACAUCCUCUCCUCCUGCCUGGUGUCCUUCUUCGCCCCGGGUCUCAUCAUGAUUCUGGUUUACUGUAAGAUCUACAAAGUGGCCAAGCAGCGUUCCUCCACCGUGUUCGUGGCCAAGAACGGGCUGGAGAGGCAGCCCUCUCAGUCCGAGACGUGUUUCGUCAGGAAGGACCGCUUCGAGACGGAGAGCCCCAGCAGCCAGAGCUCCGGGAGCCACCAGCAGAGGCAAGGGGAGCUGGAUGACAUCGACCUGGAGGAGAGCUGCUGCCAGUCGGACACUAAACCGCGCAAUCACCGCUUCACCAAGCGGAGGAAGGUGGAGGGGUCGGACUGCUGCCCUCCUCAGAACUGCCGUCUCUCCUGGGCCUCGGCCCGCGCGUUACACCUCUACCCGGAGCAGAAGAACCCGGCCGGGCGACAGCAGCUGGCGGCCGCCAACAAAACCAAAGUGGCCCAGAUGAGGGAGAAGCGCUUCACCUUCGUGCUGGCGGUGGUGAUGGGGGUGUUCGUGCUCUGCUGGUUCCCGUUCUUCUUCACCUACACCCUGCACGCCAUCUGCAGGGAGAGCUGCUACAUCCCCGAAGCACUUUUCAACCUCUUCUUUUGGAUUGGCUACUGCAACAGCUCCGUGAACCCCAUCAUAUACACCAUUUUCAACAGGGACUUCAGGAAAUCCUUUAAGAAAAUCAUAUGCAGAACUUCUAAACGCACACAGUAACGCAGAGGAUGGCUUCACGGGACAAGCGCGCUUUUUGUGUGCGCGAAAAGGAAUUGUGUUAGGACUCAUUCUUCUCCCUCAAAGUCCUUUAAAUGUAACUUCUAUUAUAUUGAAGAAAAAAAAAACCGUCCAGUGUUGUGUUCAACGUCUAUGAAUAAAAUGUGGAGUUUAGCAAAAA